This is a messenger RNA of Arabidopsis thaliana (thale cress), 561 nucleotides long. Its product is annotated as polyhomeotic-like protein. The transcript is spliced from 2 exons. Bases 1 to 561 code for a protein of 186 amino acids. The record is from RefSeq and is marked reviewed. NCBI's taxonomy places the organism in Eukaryota, Viridiplantae, Streptophyta, Magnoliopsida, Brassicales, Brassicaceae.
AUGGCUGAGAACCAGAACCAGUUUUGUAGACAAGAGACUGAUCCUUCACUCUCGGCUCAAGCCAUGGGGGAGCAUCAGCGGAUUGGAACCUCUGGUUUAGUAGAAGACACAGAUCCCUCACAACUUCCAAUGGAGCUUCAAGAAGAAUACAUAUUGGAUCAUCAAGAUCAACACUUCUCAAUGGAGCAACAACAAAACAAGAUUAUUGGACAAGCCACACAUCUCUCUUCACAGCUUCCAGUUAUGAUGAAUCAAGCCAUAGAUGAACGACAUUGCUGUCAGCCAUAUCAUCAAAACAAUGAUCUUUCAGUCGUUCCUAUGGAGACUCAACAACAACACAAUGUGGUUGGAAACUUGGCUUCUCAACAACAACUUGAGGAACAAAACAAUGUUCCGGUGAUGACUAUGAAUCAAACCACAGAACAGCAGCAACCUUGUGAAACAGCCACUACUCACAACGAAUUGUUUCAAGAGAUGGAUCCAGAGAUUGCUAGUUUAUUACUUGUACAAAACACAACAGAAGAAGAUGCUAAGUUUAUGGCUUCAUUAGGAAACUUUUAG